UUUACAUGGGCCUGUGGCGGGAAAAAUUGGCGACACACUAUCAACAAUAUGGCAGGAUAUGAACAUUUCCGAAAAAAGAAUCUUGAUGAUAACCGGCGUAUUUUGGCCGAACUCGGCCUAUCAAACCUGUGUCCAAAAGCAUCAAAAGUAACAUUUAAGAAAUAUAAGCAACCUACUCCAGCAACCACUCCAAAACCACCAAUUAACUGCCAGAAGAGGAAAUUAGAGAUUGAAGAAGAAGAGCUUGGGUCAAUUAGAAAACGGAGGAGAAGAUCAGCAAGGAUUCAAGGCACAAAAGCAGAAGCUGCUGUAUUGGUGGAUGAAGACUCGGGAGAAGAGGAUGAGGAAGCUAAACCAAACAAAACAGUCUUCAGACCAAAGACGUAUGGAGCAAUUGAAGGUGUAGAUGUUGGGACUACCUGGAUGAUGCGUUUAGAUUGCUCUCGAGAUGGCAUUCACAGACCAACAGUUGCUGGCAUCCAUGGGGGUCCUGAGGGAGCCUACUCCAUUGCUCUGUCUGGUGGUUAUGAUGACAACAUAGACCUUGGGGAAGGAUUCACUUACACAGGAGAAGGAGGACGAGAUCUAAAAGGAACAAAGGCUAAUCCAAAGAAUUUAAGAACUGCUCCCCAAUCUAAAGACCAGACUCUGACUAGGGGUAACUUGGCUCUGAGCAUGAGUGUGGAAUCCAAGCAACCAGUGAGAGUGAUUCGGGGGUACAAGCUGGACAGCCCAUUCGCACCUGAGGAGGGAUACAGAUAUGACGGGUUGUAUAGUGUUGAAAAAUGUUGGUUUACCACUGGCUUAUCUGGAUUUGGUGUGUGGAAAUUUGCUUUGAAGCGCUGUCCAAACCAGGCACCUCCGCCGUGGACCUUGAAUGAGUCAUGCUCUGGUGAUGAAUCAACAGAUAACGAAACAUCUGAACAAAAGGUCAACACAAACACAGUGGAGGACAAAGAGAACAUGGAAUCAAACAAAAUGAAAUCCACUCAAGAUGAACAAUGAAAAAUAAAGUUGCUAGCGUUGUUGGAUAGAAAAAUGACAUUGUGUCAAAGAGAGUUCCAGGCAGCAUUAGAGAAUGAAACACAUGCUACAGCCAUGUGGUAGACAUUUAAAGUUUUGCUUUUGACUGUAUCAUUUUAUUUGAUAAUUUCAAUAUGCAUACAUAUAUAUAUUUUAAUACCGUUAUAUCUGUUUUUAU
This is a messenger RNA of Magallana angulata, 1201 nucleotides long. RefSeq lists its product as uncharacterized. The coding region runs from base 49 to 1005 and encodes 318 amino acids. Gene Ontology annotation, molecular function: ubiquitin protein ligase activity. NCBI's taxonomy places the organism in Eukaryota, Metazoa, Mollusca, Bivalvia, Ostreida, Ostreidae. The record is from RefSeq and is a predicted model, not a curated record. The transcript is spliced from 9 exons. Gene Ontology annotation, biological process: protein ubiquitination; negative regulation of gene expression via chromosomal CpG island methylation.